AUGAAGGUGGUACUGAGCCUCCUGCUCCCCUGCCUGCUGGCAGAGCUGUGGCUGGUGCUCAGCCUGGCUGCUGGCCCUCAGCGCCCGGAGGCCCAGGCAGGGCUGGAGACGCUACAAACCUACGCCACCCAGAAACAGACCGGUGAGGGCAUGCGGGCUUCUUGGAACCAGACCGGUGAGGGCGUGCGGGCUUCUUGGAACCAGACCGGUGAGGGCGUGCGGGCUUCUUGGAACCAGACCGGUGAGGGAGUGCGGGCUUCCUGGAAUCAGACCAGCCAAGGGGCACCAGCUUCCUGGAACCAGACCAGCCAGGCUUCCCAGGAGGAGGAGGAAGAGUCCUGGCUGGCAGCCAGCAGGACGCUCUCCGCCGGGAUCACCGAUUUGGGGUUCAGCCUGUUGCGCCAGAUCUCCAUGAAGCAUGACAACAACGUGGUCUUCUCCCCUCUGGGUCUGGCCUCAGCCUUGGCGACCUUGACACUGGGGGCCGAAGGACAUACCAGAACCCAGCUGGAGAGUGGACUGGGCCUGCAGGCCGCCCACCAGCACGGAAGCCUGCCUGCCCUCUUCAAGAGGCUCAAAGACAGACUCUCCCACAACCUGGAGCUGGGCCUCACCCAGGGGAGCUUUGCCUUCAUCCACAAGGAUUUUGAUGUCAAAGAGACCUUCCUCAAUCUCUCCAAGAGGUAUUUCGAUACACACUGUGUGCCUAUGAAUUUUCGCAAUGCCUCCCUGGCCAAAGGGCUCAUGAAUCAGUACAUUCACAAAGAGACGCGGGGGAAAAUUCCCAAGCUCUUUGAUGAGAUUAACCCUGACACCAAAUUAAUGCUCGUGGAUUACAUCUUGUUCCAAGGGAAAUGGCUGACCCCGUUUGACCCCACCUCCACGGAAGAGGAUACUUUCUACCUGGACAAGUAUGAGGAAGUCAAGGUGCCCAUGAUGUACAGAGCAGGCAAGUUCGCCUCCACCUUCGAUAAGAACUUCCGGUGCCAUGUCCUCAAGCUGCCCUACCGAGGCCACGCCACCAUGCUGGUGGUCCUCAUGGAGAAGAAGGGCGACCACCUGGCCCUGGAAGACUACCUGAGCUCAGACCUGCUGGACACAUGGCUCGGAGACAUGGACACCAGGAGAAUGGAAGUUUUCUUCCCCAAGUUCAAGUUAGAUCAGAAGUUUGAGAUGCACAAACUGCUUAAGCAGAUGGGAAUCAGGAGAAUCUUCUCGCCCUGGGCUGAGCUGAGUGAGCUCUCAGCUGCUCCCGGAGAUCUCAAAGUAUCCACAGUUCUACAGCGAGCUGUGAUUGAGGUGGAUGAAAGAGGGACUGAGGCAGCAGCGGGGACCCUGUCAGAAAUGAUUGCUUAUUCCAUGCCUCCCAUCAUCAAAGUGGACCGGCCAUUCCAUUUCAUGAUCUAUGAUGAAACUUCUAGAAUGCUUCUAUUUCUGGGCAGAGUGGUGAACCCUACUCUCCCGUGA
Condylura cristata (star-nosed mole) is the source of this 1467-nucleotide messenger RNA. RefSeq names its product serpin peptidase inhibitor, clade A (alpha-1 antiproteinase, antitrypsin), member 10 (gene SERPINA10). The coding region runs from base 1 to 1467 and encodes 488 amino acids. Lineage: Eukaryota; Metazoa; Chordata; Mammalia; Eulipotyphla; Talpidae. The record is from RefSeq and is a predicted model, not a curated record. Gene Ontology annotation, molecular function: serine-type endopeptidase inhibitor activity. The transcript has 4 exons. Gene Ontology annotation, biological process: blood coagulation; negative regulation of endopeptidase activity.